AUGAAAUUUAUGAAACUUUCUCUGCUGGCGUCCAUGCCAGGUGCCAUUAUGGCACAAAACUUGACCCAACUUCUGUCCAACACAACUCAGUUGUCGAGUCUGAAUACCUUGUUGUCUAGUUAUCCUACGAUUGUGAACUCUCUUGGCAAUAUCACAAACGUCACUAUUCUGGCGCCCUCUAAUAAUGCAUUGUCGAAUCUCACCGACAGCCGGGGGUUGGAGGCGUUGGCAUCGACUAACAACCGAUCCGUCAUCGACCUUUUGAGCUACCAUAUCCUUCGGGGCGAAUAUUAUGACUCUAACAUCACCCAAACACCGGUGUUCAUACCGACUUAUUUGAAUGAUUCGGUGGUGACCAACGUUACUGGUGGCCAGGUGGUGGAGGCAAUCAAGCAAGAUAACGAUACUUAUUUCUUCUCUGGCUUGUUCUCAAAUUCGACAGUAACCCAAGCUAAUCUUAAUUUCACCGGCGGUGUAUUGCACAUCAUCGACAAGGUCCUUUCUAUUCCAUCGAACGUAACUUACUCUGCUGCAACAGCCGGUCUGAGCGCCGUAGUAGGCGCCCUGCGUGCAGAUAACUUGACAGACAGCGUUGACACUACGCCGAACGUAACUGUUUUCGCUCCAGAAAAUUCUGCCUUUCAGGCAAUUGGUUCUGCUCUUGGGAACUUCACCACCGAUCAGCUUACCGGUGUUCUUGACUACCAUGUCAUUAACGGACAAGUUGCCUAUUCAACAAACUUGACAAACGGUACUCAAUUUACUGCUGUCAAUGGCCGGAAUUUGACUGUCCGUGUUGAGAAUGGAUCUAUUUUUGUCGAUUCGGCUAGGGUGACCAGGCCUAAUCUGCUUGUCGCCAACGGUGUGCUACAUGUCAUUGACAACGUUCUCAACCCGAACAACACUUCUGCGACUCCCAACGCAACCGCCACUUCCCAAGUCCCAGCCUUCUCUGGCGCAUCUUCGGCAAGCUCUAUUCCGUUCACAAGCGGAGUAACAGCCAGCGCCACAGCUACUGGAAGUGGUGCUGGCGCCGGUGCUGGAGUAACUGGAACUUCUGGAGCUUCUGGCACCUCGACGUCAUCCGCUGCUGCAAUGCCCAUGCGUACUGGCGGGCUUGGUGCUGCCGUGGUUGUCGGUGCUGGUGCUGCAUUGUUGAACGCUGAUAUCUUUUAA
Talaromyces atroroseus is the source of this 1176-nucleotide messenger RNA. RefSeq lists its product as hypothetical. NCBI's taxonomy places the organism in Eukaryota, Fungi, Ascomycota, Eurotiomycetes, Eurotiales, Trichocomaceae. Gene Ontology annotation, cellular component: fungal-type vacuole membrane. The record is from RefSeq and is a predicted model, not a curated record. The transcript has 3 exons. Bases 1 to 1176 code for a protein of 391 amino acids. Gene Ontology annotation, biological process: macroautophagy.